This is a messenger RNA of Pelodiscus sinensis (Chinese soft-shelled turtle), 8053 nucleotides long. NCBI's taxonomy places the organism in Eukaryota, Metazoa, Chordata, Testudines, Trionychidae. The record is from RefSeq and is a predicted model, not a curated record.
UGUCUUAGGUGAGUGGAAUCAAAACGCUCUAUGAGUCUGAGCUGGCUGACACCCGAAGAGUUCUGGAUGAGACAGCCAGGGAGAGGGCCAAACUACAGAUUGAAAUAGGAAAGCUGAGAGCAGAAAUUGAUGAAGUCAAUAAGAACUACAAAAAGAGAGAUGCAGAUUUCGCCGUGGCUCAGAGUCGCAUUAAGGAUAUUGAAGCCUUGUUCCAUAGAAGUGAAGCAGAACUCAGUACUGCUCUUAAUGAGAAGCGUAGUUUGGAAGCAGAGGUGGCUGACCUGCGGGCCCAGCUUGCUAAGGCAGAAGAUGGUCAUGCUGUGGCUAAGAAGCAGUUGGAAAAGGAGACACUGAUGCGGGUGGACUUGGAGAAUCGCUGCCAGAGUUUACAAGAAGAUCUGGAUUUCCGGAAGAACAUAUUUGAGGAGGAAGUAAGAGAGACAAGGAAAAGGCAAGAGCGCCGUUUGGUUGAGAUAGACAGCGGUCACCAACAAGAGUAUGAAUUCAAAAUGGGCCAGGCCCUGCAGGAUCUGCGUCAUCAACAUGAUGAGCAAGUCAAAUUGUACAAAAUGGAGCUGGAACAGACCUUUCAGGCCAAGCUGGAGAAUGCCAAACUGUCCUCUGACCAAAAUGACAAAGCUGCCAGUGCUGCUCGGGAGGAGCUAAAGGAAGCUCGCAUGAGGAUAGAGUCUCUCAGCUACCAGCUUUCUGGCUUGCAAAAACAGGCUAGUGUUGCAGAAGAUCGUAUUCGGGAACUGGAGGAUAUGAUGGCUGGUGAGCAGGACAAGUUCAGGAAGCUGUUAGAUGCCAAGGAGGGAGAGAUGAUGGAAAUGAGGGACCAGAUGCAGCAGCAGCUUGCAGAGUACCAAGAGCUGCUUGAUGUUAAAUUAGCACUGGACAUGGAGAUCAGUGCUUACCGAAAACUUCUGGAGGGUGAGGAAAAGAGGUUGAAGCUGUCUCCAAGCCCGUCCUCCCGUGUUACAGUUUCCCAGGCUACCUCCAGCAGCAGUAGCACCAGCUCUUCAGUUGUCCGCUCUUCUCGAGGCAAAAGAAAACGUGUUGAAGCAGAGGAGCUUUCAGGCAGUGGUACCAGUGGGAUUGGCACUGGGAGUAGUAGUGGUAGCACCAGUGGUAGCACCAGUAGUUUCCAGAUGUCCCAGCAAGCCUCAGCCACAGGAGGCAUCAGCAUAGCAGAGAUAGACCUGGAGGGAAAAUACGUUCAACUUAAGAACAACUCUGAGAAGGAUCAGUCUCUGGGUAACUGGAGACUGAAGAGACAAAUUGGAGAUGGAGAAGAAAUUGCUUAUAAAUUUACUCCAAAGUACGUCCUCAGGGCUGGGCAAACUGUUACAAUCUGGGGUACAGAUGCAGGUGUGACUCAUAGUCCCCCUUCUGUCCUUGUGUGGAAGAAUCAGAGCAGCUGGGGCUCUGGAGGAAACAUCCGCAUAUACCUGGUGAACUCUGAUGGAGAGGAAGUUGCAGUAAGAAGCAUCACAAAAUCGGUUGUGGUGCGGGAGAAUGAGGAGGAGGAUGAAGCAGAGUUUGGAGAAGAGGAUCUCUUUCACCAGCAGGGGGACCCCAGGACAACUUCUAGAGGAUGUUCAAUUAUGUGAAAAAAACAUUUGCUAUCUUUCCCUUUCUUUCCUUUUAUUUUUGCUAUUUUUUCCUCCAGAGCCACUGAAAACUAUUUUUGUAUGCAUCAUCUGAUUUCUUUAAACUUUUAUUCCUUGGUACAUUUUUAUAGAAAAUAUUUUAAACAAAACUGCCAGGAUUUUUAAAUAGAUUUCUUUAUCCUCCCCCUGUCCCUUUGAAAACACUAUUGCAAUAUUAGAUUAUUUCUCCACCAUUAAAACUUUAGUCUUCUAUACAAAGCUGCAGCAGAAUGAACUUUAAGCUAAAAUGGGACAGGAUUCCUUGAGUGUAGAGUAAAUAUGUCAUUCUUUAAGAUCAAACUGGUUUUUAAAUAAUAGAUUUAAGACUAUGUGAACCUGUACUGGGCUUUCCGGGAACCCAGCAAGGAUGCUUUCCACAGCACUGGAGUUAUUUACGAAAACAGUAAUAUCCUUUUGGUCUAUAGAGUCUUGUCUACACUAGGAAUAUACCAUAGAGGUUGCUCCAUUAGUGGAAGCAUUGACAGGCUGUGGUGCACACAGGAUUGGCAAGAGUGCCAUGGCAUUUAAUCCUGUUCCGAGGAGGAUUAGACACCAUGGUUGUAAAAACAUCUCAGCUCUGCAUUAUCGUGCCAUCAUUGCUGACAGCAGCGGUCCCAAUAAUUCUAGGGCAGGUAUAGUCUUAAUGUAAUGAGGGAUCAAAGCUGACAUUUUUCAGUUUUAUUUAUUGGGACCAUCACAAAUGACACCCUGAUAAAUAGUGAAUGCAGGGCUGAAAUGGAUACACAAGUAGCUAUGAUGAUAUAAAUCAUGAUCUGUUGGAUCGGAAGUAUUUGGCAUUAAGCAGAACUUGUGAUUUCAAUCAUUCAGAUUUUAGAUGUUAAAAUAUUUUUGGCUGUGAUAAAUAUUUGAUGUGAUUUAAAAAGCAAUCACUGUAAAUGUUGAUUUUUUUUUAAUCACUGCUAUAUUCAGCUUAUUCAUACUUCUGUUGUAUGUAAAGGGACACUGUCAGAUAGUUUAGGCAACAAGCAUUUACAAAAUGUCUUAGAAGUAUUCUUGUGACGUCUGUGUUUACACAAAAACAAAGUUAGUGAGAAGAUUUUGGGUUGGGUUGGCCCAGUUCUUGCAUUGUUUGCAGCAGGAUGUUAUCCAGCAUGACCGAAACGCUCUAACUAAACAAACAGGAAUACGGUAAAUGUAAUACACUUACAGAAUCUUCAGAUGGUAACAGAAGUAAGACAUUACUUUAAAAAAGUAGUAUCUGGAAUGUCCCCUUCAGUUUGUUUCCUGUCCUGUAUUUUUUACCAGAGGAGGCAUUAGGAUUCAUGUGGUAGUGCACCUCUGUGUACUAUGAAGUAUAAUUGACUGCUCCAAAGAGUGUACUGACUGCAAUGUAAGCAGACAUUGUUUUUCCCAGUGGUUGAUUAUUUGGAUACCAUCUGAUGCCAGCAUAGAAUUACUGUAUUCCCUGCACUCUGGCAUUCAAGUAGUUUAGAUUCAUCACUCAAGCUACAAGCUUUGGAUGUUUUCGGUGGCUUUUGGACAUUAUGUUCUCUGAACAAUAUUUAGACUGACAGAUAUCACACAGAAGGCCAGGUUAGUGGUUUUAAUUCAUAGCUUUGCUGCAGUGCAAGCUGGUUGGGAAAGAAACUAAUUUUAAAACAUUUAUGAACUUCUCAUUUCAAAAAUAUCAGAGGUGCUAAUUUUCUACAGGUGUUCACAAAAUCUUCACUGAGCAAGGUAAUUUAAUUAUUAAGAUUAAAUGCUAGUAAAAGUAUUUAGAAUUAUAUUUUAGUCCAUGAUCAACAGUUCAUUGUGAAAAAGCAGUAGGAAGAAAUGGAUAUGGGGGAUAAUGUUUCUCUUUGUUCUUGUAUUUGGUCAUUUUUCUUAUGACAUACCCGCUCUGCUUGAGUAGGUGAUUGGCUAUGUAGUAAAUCAUACCUGUCGCUGUGACAUACAUACAUAUAGCUGAAAUUGUGUUUCUCAGCCAUACUGCUACCCACUGAAUUUUCUAAAUUGUUGUUCAAGUGAAUGCAAUCAGGGUGAAACUGGUUUUGCAAUAUACCUUCUAGCCACUGGACUCUGUUUCUCUUUCCAACUCUUGUUUCCAUUAUUUACCUAAUAUUGAAGAUAGAUUUUUUUUUUAAAGAUCUGUAUUUAUUUUUUUAUGUAGGCCAGUAUUCAGAGUGUUCAUUCUGCUUCAUGAUAGACUUUUUUAAACUAUAUAGAAUAUUGUGUAGCUGACUGAAGAAUCUGUUGGCUUUAUUGGGUGAAUUUCCUUGUAAAGUCUGGGCUAGAAAGGCAGCUUGUAUCAAAGACCUCAUGUGAUCUGAGCCAUUGUUUCUGCAAUACCUGCUGAAUACGAGAAUGAGUCUUGCUUUAGGGCCUGAUGCUUGCAGGCCCUUACUACUGGUUGAAAUGCUCUUUACCCUGAAUUAGCUCAGACCCAAAGGUGGCCAGUGAGAGCCAGUCAGCACUGCUCAGGCUCUGCCCACAAGGCUAAGCAGCCAGCACUUCCCACAAUGCCCUGGCACCUCUUCCGGGGGGCUAGAAAUGCCGACACCCCAUACCCGUCUCUGCCAGCCAGACCAUCCGCUUGCUUCUUUCAAUACUCACCCCGCCUGGGAGACGCCUCACCGUUGUGGAGCGUGUUCCCAGUGGAGGCCACGUUCAAAGGAUCCCACCCGCUUGUUGAGCUGCGUGUAAACCCAAACUGCACCGCGGGCCUCAAACAGAUGGGCCGUGGGCUGCGUGCGGUCCACGGCCACGUGUUGAAUAGCCUUGGUCUACAGGAUUGGGCCCUAAGUUUAGAAUUGUUUCCUAUGAAACUUCCUAGAAGCUUGUUCAAAUGAGAUUUGCACCUGUAAAGUUGAAGUUUGAUGUUUUAUGGCCUUAGUUAUCUAUAACAAUCCUGCCUGAUCCUGACCCACAAGCCUACGCCAUUAAGAAAGGCAAAAAGGUUGCAGUGGUGAUUUCUGCAUGUAAAUUGCUGCUUUCUCCUGGCGUGCCAUGAGUAUGACACAGAUGCUUAGACAAUGGUGCUCUGGACCAGUACACCCUGACUGACUUCCUAAGAGCAGCUUUGCUCCAGUGACUGUUUCCUGUCCUUUCCAGAAGGCUACUGAAAAUGUAAGAAGCAAUUCCUGAUUAUAAAGUGCAAGACACAGUAGAACUACUGUAUUCCACUUCCUGUUUGUAUGAAUGUGUCUUCUGUAGACACCACCUUUCCUGUGUGCAUUCAGUCUGAUAAAAGUAGGUUCUCUACACUGGAAACGUUUUCUGCUAUACCCAAUCUAAAGCAGUACUGCUGAUUUUUGUAUCUUUUUUCCUAUGAUUUUUUUCUGACAAUUGCAAUGGUUAAUUAAAGCUUUGUGUUCAGACCAGGCAUAGCUUCUCCCUAUCUGGUCGUCAUCUUCUGUUAGAUCCUGCAAGUGAGCCAUUUCAUGUUGCGUGUGGGAGAUCAGCAUUUCCAUAGCAAUAGAUUGAUAUAAAAAAAAAUCUAGGUUUCCAGAAGAAGGCAGAACUGGCCCGUGAGGAAGAAUUGGCCAACCUAGUUAGCAUGAAAUAAUUAUUUUGCUCUAGCUAUGCUGAUAUAAUUCAUUGGUGUGGACAUGAUUCAGAAUAGAAUGGCUAAUUCCAGAAUAGUGUGUGUUCACAUAGGAAAGGCAGCGAUGGGCAAUCUAGGCUAGUGAGUGGGCCAUACAAGUGGCCCUCUAUCUCAGGGGCUGCAAGAUAGUCUUCCCAGGUUAGCUGUGCUUGUAUACCUUCGAUUUGCAGGGUUUGCUGAUUGAAACCUAGCAGCACUUUGAUAGGAUGCAGAGGGAGCGCACGGAUGUCAGCACGCACAAGCCGGUUGCCCCCAGCGCUGUCUCCGUGGUGCAGGAGGAAGGGGGACAGGAGGCAGAGGUGCAGAAGUCUAGGACCCAGUUGAAAUGUAAUAGGAGCCAGCUGCCUGAGCACCUGGCUCUUACUACAUUUAAAGUGCAGAGCAGCAGCAGGGCCCCAUAGCAACUAAUCGUGUAGUUGAUACAGAUUCCAUUGACUGCACGAUUAAUCAGUUACCUGCUUCUUAACAUCCUUUAUGUGGAUGGAAACCAGCAGAAUCUGGCAACCCUGUGUGGGAACCAGUAAAAGUGUUUUGUGGGCUGCACAUAGAACCCUGUUGGCCCACGUGUGGCCUGCGGGCUGCAGGUUGCUCACUAUUGCUGUAGGGAAGGAGUAAGGCUGGUCCAUUUCCCUGUGCAGGCAAAGGGAACAGCACCAAAGAGCUGCGUGGAAAGCACGCUACGAAGGCCCCUCUGCCGGGUUUGAUGCUGUGAAUUACCUGGGAGCAGAGGAGGGGAGCAAAUCCAACCCCUUCCUGCAUGGCCAUGGAGGAAUCUGCAGUGGGAGAGUGGUGACUACGCUGAUCCUCGUGUCCCUCUCCUGCCUGACGGCCUGCUUUAGGUCACGCUUCAGUUACUGUGCCGCAGUCGUCUCUGGGCAUGGCAGCUUUCUGCCUAGGCAAUGGAGCCAUCGUCAUUCCUCUCUCUCUCUGCAUGUGACCCGCGCCCAUCCAGGACUCUGGAUGUCCUAGAAGCGCAAUAGCGUUAGCAGUGAGCAUAGGUCUUUGCCGCGUUGCUGUGCCAGUACCGUGAGGUUGGCCAGCACAGAGGGCAUCCAUAGUAGGGACCAAACAGUCUCAAGAUGGACAACUGUCAGCUCCCCACAGCCCAAAAUGGAAAGGCUGGGUUAGCAGGGCUCUGCUGACUGGAAUGUGAACCAGAGUGUACUAUGAAGGGAAGUACAGCCAGUAGACAUGUUUGUUGUGGAGCAGUAGGGCACCCAGAACCCACAGCAGGUGCUCACAGGGGUUUCAUAGUCUCCAUACAUGCUAAAAAGAAUUUUUAAUGCCCCAGGUAAAGAUCCCUAGCCAGUUAGACACACUGUAGGAGAUAGAAAGUGGUGCCUUAAGAUUCCUCUGCGCCCUUACCCUGUCUAAAAGGCAAAUCCCUCCUUCCAUUGUCUCCCCUUCCAUGUGAACAGAUGACAGUGCUAGUGGCUAACUUUGAACAAUAUAAUGCAUGCCUUGUGGCCACUGACCACACGUCCUCAGGCCUCCCAUCCUUUUAUAAUUAUUCUUUCUGUAUCUAGUUUUGAAUGGAUAGAAAGCCUCUAAACAGAAGGCAUGUCCAUAUUGGAUACUGGCUUUUAACAUCACUGUUGGGGCCCUAUUCCAAAUCCUGGAGUUGGAAGGAAACAGCCUUAUUGGGACCAGUGAGUGGAAGGAUGGUUGCUGAUUUUAUUUCAAAGCAUUCAUUUAGCAGAAUGCAGAAACAAAUUGUUUGUUAAUUUAACUAGAGCCCUGCCUGGGUACAAAAUUUUGUAUGCUAAAAAAGAACCCUGGAUAGCCAAAUUUGCAAGGUUCUAGAUACAAAAUUUGUAUCUGCAGAAAUUAGUCGCAGAUAACAAGUGGAUAUCUGUGGAUUUGCAGGACUCUGUUUUUAACUGAAACUUAAAAUGGCUUGGGAAACAGAAUUUAUGUGCUCUUAAAUAUGCUUAGCUUUAAAAUCAUUUAAAGGUGAUUUUUAUAUAAGCCCAUAUUUACAUGCAAUUAUUAUUUGCAAAUGUAAUGACUUUCUUGAAAUGCUAAUGUCUAGAGGGGAAGAUGCUUGCUUUUGAGAGGAUUAAUUCAAAGAAGCACAAUGCACUGUAUUGACUUGGGGGUUAGGACCUAAGAACGGCCAGACUGGGUCAGACCAAAGGUCCAUCUAGCCCAGUGUCCUGUCUGUCCACAGUGGCCAAUACCAGAUGCCCCAGAAGGAAGAAUCACAACCGGUAAUCCUCACGUGAUCCUUCCCUUGUCUCCCACUUCCAGAGAAUAGAAAAGAAAAAUUUUAGUGAAAGAAAAAUGUCUCAGUGAAUUUCCAGGAAUUUGUAGUCAUGAGUUCGUGUAGAUUGUCUGCAUACAGUCUGCUGGGUCAGACAGACAUUCUGAUGGUUUUCAGAUAUUACACUAACAUUGUAAGCAAUAAGCUAUUUUAAACAAAACUUAAACCAAGAGGCUUUACAGUUGGUCAAAGUGACACUGCCUUGUUUGAACUCUAUUUUCGUAACAGCGAUGCCUUUUGACUUGUAAUUUUUUUACAUCGCCUUUCUGGUAGCUCCAGGUCUAGGCCACUUGACUGACACUUCCUUGGGAAAGUUGCUGUAAAAGAGCUUUUUGUUAAUGGCUUAUUGAGUUUUUAAAUAAUUAUUCAAAAAAUAUCUAAUUGAAGACCUGAGAAAUUGAAAAUGAUGGUGUGGAGCAUAUGAAAACUACACAAAGAUCUAGACUUUAUCAUUUCACACUUUUUUGUUUUAAGAAUGUGCAUGCCAAAUGUCUUUUUCGAUUAUUUGUAAUAUACAUUUUAUGACUGGAAACUUUUUUGUACAACACACUCCAAUAAAUGUUUUGCAUUUUA